This is a messenger RNA of Orbicella faveolata, 1041 nucleotides long. RefSeq lists its product as uncharacterized. Gene Ontology annotation, cellular component: membrane. Gene Ontology annotation, molecular function: G protein-coupled receptor activity. NCBI's taxonomy places the organism in Eukaryota, Metazoa, Cnidaria, Anthozoa, Scleractinia, Merulinidae. Gene Ontology annotation, biological process: G protein-coupled receptor signaling pathway. The record is from RefSeq and is a predicted model, not a curated record.
AUGGCGGUAGGAAAUUCAUCUGCCUCUCGACCAAAAGGAUGCCAUAUGGGCAAAGAGAUAACCCCUUCUGUCAAAAUCUUUCUGGGUGUCUUUAUUAUUCUUUUGGCAUUAAUCGGCGUAAUUGGUAACACCAUUGUCAUCAUCGUGCUGAGAAUUAAAAACAUCUUCACUAGAAAGGCUACGAGUUUGAUUUUAACGAGUCUUGCCGCAGUAGAUCUACUUGGUAGCAUGGUGGACAUCCCACUAGCUUUUGGCAUCAUGGUUGCAAGCCUUCCUGAUGAACAACUGUACCGCCUAUCUCUAGCUAAGGUUGUAAUUGGUCCAUUGUUCUUCCUGGGUUACAUUACCUGCUUCUUCUUGCUCAGCUUGGAUAGGAAUGACGCCUUAAGAAAAACCUCAAACCGGCCAGCGUUGUUCACACCAAAGCGAUUAGUUAUAGUGUUAACUCUGUCACUUAUAUUUGGUAUUGCAAUGUCUUUGCUGUUUGUUUUCAAAAGCGAAGAUCCAAGUCCUCUCGUUCCACUAAGAAUGGAGCCACGAUUAUUAACAGUCAUCCGAGCAGUGUUAUUUCUAGUCUUCGUGAUUGCCUUCUUCUCGAACAUUUAUUUUUAUCUGAAGAUAAGAAGACUGAUUAAGAACCAUUCAGAAAAUGGAGCCGCCGGUUUCUCUCAGGUACAGAGAGAAAACUGGCAAGUGAAGGAGAGGAGAGUUUCCUGGACAGUGAUUCAACUCAUCCUGGUUGUGUGUCUUUCGUAUAUUCCUUAUACCGUAACUUCGAUUAUCUUUUUGAACGCCGACAUUGUCGACAUGCGCGUAUUGAAUGCCGUAGCUGUGUGUCGCUCGCUAACCUAUCUUAAGUACGCUGUCAACGCGUUUGUUUUUACACGACUUGAUGGAAAGUUUCUGAGGGUUUUCGUUGACAUAUUUCGACGAUUCCACUCAAACAAAAGAAAGAUCGUCGCAAAAUCACCCAGCAGAGGAGUUCAUAGCAAGAAGAAAGAAGAACAUCCGGACGCAGCAAAGGUUGGUGAUAUCACUUAA